Messenger RNA from Prosopis cineraria, 1934 nucleotides. Its product is annotated as protein CLT1, chloroplastic-like. The coding region runs from base 192 to 1571 and encodes 459 amino acids. Lineage: Eukaryota; Viridiplantae; Streptophyta; Magnoliopsida; Fabales; Fabaceae. The transcript has 10 exons. The record is from RefSeq and is a predicted model, not a curated record.
AACGGAAGUGGCUAUGUAGAGUCGCCUUGGCUCACAUAACAUUCAUGUUCUGAACUUCGUCGGAGGCUCCAAGUAAUCUCACGGUGAAGUCUUUCAUGUGAGCUCAAUCUCCGUCGUCGCUCCUCUCCUCCAUAAUCGCUAUCGUGUAUUCCGCCAUUCCUGUGCGCACCGUCGCCGGCGAAAUUGAAGUUAUGGCGUCAUUUGCCGGGCGGAUGGCUGCCGUCGCCGGCGGUGCUGCCUCAUCGAGCGGUCAUGUGCAGCUUCUGCAGAUGAUGAGGGCCGCCGGGGGAUGUGAGGUCCAUUUCAGUUAUGCAGUUCAGCGUUCAGGCAUCGUGUUGCGAUCUUCGAGGAGGCGUUCGAGAAUUUGGAUGGUGGAGGUGUCGGGGCCAGCUGGCGCGUGGGAGAGAUCCGACGACGUCGGGGAGCGUGAGAAGGUGAGACCCUGCGGGUACGCGAUUGGGGAUGUCGCGGCGGAGGGCGGGAGUGACGGUGAUGGGAUUGUGGCGGUAGUGAGUGAUCGGAGAAGGGCGAAUCGGACUGCGGAAGUGGCGUUCGCCGCCCUAAUGACGGUGGUGAUGGGCGUCGGAAACAGGGUGCUGUAUAAGCUCGCUUUGGUACCCCUCAAACACUAUCCUUUCUUCCUCGCUCAGCUGGCUACGGUCGGAUACCUAGCUGUAUACUUCUCUAUUUUGCUUGUACGAUACCGUGCAGGCAUCGUUACUGAUGAAAUGCUAUCUACGCCAAAAGCACCAUUUAUUGCUGUUGGUCUCCUGGAGGCUCUAGGUGCUGCCGCAGGAAUGGCAGCAGGAACAAUUCUCUCUGGAGCUUCAAUUCCAAUUUUAUCUCAGAGUUUUCUUGUGUGGCAAAUUCUUCUGUCAAUUAUUUUUCUUGGAAGAAGAUAUAGAGUCAACCAACUACUUGGAUGCUUUCUUGUAGCUGUUGGUGUAAUUAUUUCUGUAGCAAGUGGACCUGGUGCUGGAAAUUCAUUGAAGGAAGGUGGUUUAUUCUGGAGUGCUUUGAUGAUACUUUCGUUUCUAUUCCAAGCAGCAGAUACUGUCCUGAAGGAAGUCAUCUUUCGAGACGCAACCCAGAAACUGAAGGGAGGUUCCUUGGACCUGUUUGUUGUCAGUGCUUUUGGAUCUGCAUUCCAAACAUUGUUUAUAUGCCUUCUCCUGCCCUUCUUGUCAAAAUUAUGGGGUGUUCCCUUCAAUCAACUACCAAACUACCUUAAAGAUGGUGCAGCCUGCUUUCUGAAUGUUGGUACAUUAUCGAAAGGAUGUGACGGUGCUCCAUUGCUUCCCUUGCUGUUCAUUAUUGCUAACAUUGGUUUCAAUAUCUCAUUGCUUCAUCUUCUCAAGAUUUCUUCAGCUUUGGUAUCUUGUCUUGCUGCCACCCUUUGCGUUCCAAUAUCUAUCUACAUCUUCACUCUGCCAUUGCCAUACCUUGGAGUUGCCUCCUCUCUUCCAACAGGCUUUGUUGUAGGUGCUGUCAUUCUGGUUUUGGGCAUGCUGGUUUAUGCUUGGACUCCAUCUAAUGGUUCCUCUUCUCCCAACGUAUCAGCUUCCACUUAGAGCCCAAGAUGAUCAUGGUGCAGCAAUCAAAAUGAUUCAGCUCUGCUUUUCUGAAUGAUCAUUUGAUUGAGGUGGAAAACAGAAAAUAUUCGUGCUUGUGAUUUUUGAUUCAGUAACUUUCUAUCUGCAUGCCUUAUGCACAGAGAGAGAGAGAGAGAGAGAGAGAGAGAGAGAGAGAGAGAGAGAGAGAGAAGGCUCAUUGCCUAAUCCUACUUGACUCAAAAUCAGAAUGAGGUGGAACUUGGUUAGAGAAAGUCCUACCUCAAUUUUGUGUAAAUCGGCAAAAGGCAUUAGGAUUCUCUUAAUUUGCUAAGUAAAUUGAUAGAGUUAAUAUACGAUAAAAAAAGAGUUGGGUGAGAUCUA